Molecule: messenger RNA, 1878 nt
Organism: Vespa velutina
Lineage: Eukaryota; Metazoa; Arthropoda; Insecta; Hymenoptera; Vespidae
Gene: Hbg3
Product: alpha-glucosidase-like
Exons: 8
Coding region: 74-1780 (568 amino acids)
Biological process (GO): carbohydrate metabolic process
Source: RefSeq, a predicted model, not a curated record
GAAAGUUCUUAAAAAUUUUGAGAUAAAAUACAACCUAAAAUCAGUAAAUACAGUAUUAAGUAAUUUAUGAACGAUGAAGGGGUGUUUAAUAUUUGCUGCGUUACUGAUCUUUGUAAACGGUAAAAACAUAAAUUGCAAUCCAAAAUGGUGGAAAAAUAUGUUAUUAUACCAAAUUUAUCCGAGAAGUUUUAAGGACAGCAAUGGAGAUGGUGUAGGUGAUAUUAAAGGUAUUAUCAGCAAACUGGAUUAUUUCCAAGAUUUAAAAGUCGAUGCUAUAUGGUUAUCUCCAUUCUAUUCAAGUCCAAUGUUCGAUAUGGGAUACGAUAUUAGCAACUUUACAGAAGUCGAUCCAAUCUUUGGUACAUUACAAGAUUUUAAAGAUUUAGUAAAAGGUACUCAUGAGAGAGGUAUGAAACUAAUCGUGGACUUCGUUCCUAAUCAUACAUCGGACAAGCACAAGUGGUUCGAAAUGAGUAUCAAAAAAAUCGAUCCCUAUACAAACUAUUACGUUUGGAGAAAAGGACGAACUCUUCCUAACGGUACCAUCACGUAUCCAAAUAACUGGAUAAGUACUUACAAUGAUCCAGGAUGGAUUUGGAAUGAAGAAAGACAGGAAUAUUAUUAUCACCAAUUCUCGACAUUCCAAAUUGAAUUAAACUACAACAGCACAGAACUUAGAGAAGAAAUGAAGAAUGUCUUGAAGUUUUGGUCAGCUUUGGGAGUGGACGGUUUUCGAAUGGAUGCUGCACCUUAUUAUUACGAAGAUCAAAAAUUUUUAGAUGAACCACUUUCUGGAACCAUUUACAAUCCUCACGAUUACUAUUCUACGAAAAAAAUAUACACGAGAGAUCAACCGGAGACCUACGAUUUAGUUCAAAGCUGGCGGGAUUUACUAAACGAAUAUUCCAUCAAAGAGAAAUGUCCAAAGGUUUUGAUCAUUGAAGCAUACGCCAGCGUGAAUUAUACUAUGGAUUAUUAUAAACACGGGGCACACUUUCCUUUUAAUUUCAAUUUUAUCGAUAAACUGAAUAAAGAUUCAACGGGAUCGGAUGUGGCAAAAUACGUGGAAGAUUGGAUAUCGAAUAUGCCCGAUGACAGCGUCGCCAACUGGGUGAGUGGAAAUCAUGACAAUCGUAGAUUAGUGUCACGAAUUGGAGAAAAACGAGCCCGCAUAAUCAUGAUCUUGGUAUUUCUACUUCCGGGUGUGGCCGUGAUUUACAACGGCGAUGAAAUAGGUAUGGAAGAUACGGUACUUUCUUGGGAAGAUACAAAGGAUAACGAAGCCUGUAACGCCGGUAAAGAUAAUUACUUAUCUAAAAGCAGAGAUUAUGGAAGAACACCUUUCCAAUGGGAUAAUUCUACUUCGGCCGGAUUUUCUACUAAUCCCAAACCUUGGUUACCUUUGAAUAGUAAUUACUUAAAAUUGAAUUUGGCCAAUGAAAGGAUAUCGAAGGAUUCUUUCUAUAACAUGAUAGUAUUUCUUUCGAAAUUCAAAAAAGAUUUUCCUACGGAGAACGAAAAAUUUGUUAUGAAAGUACCAAACAAAAAUGUUUUAGCCUUUUCAAGACAUACGAAAUAUAACAAGCCUGUUUAUAUAGUGGCAAAUUAUGGAAAUAAUGAUGAACAUGUUGAUAUGAAAAUCUUUAAUGAUGUGCCAAAGAAACUUAUACUUUAUUACACUACAAAGUCUUGUGAUAUGUCUAUUGGAGGCAUCAUCAAAGACAGUGGCAAUCUAAAAGUUCCUGCACAAACGGGAUUCAUUCUUACCAGCAUUUCUUAAUUGGAUAUUAUUUAUUCAAAUGCACAAUGUUAUCAAGAAUAAUUACACCAUUUCUCAGAACAUUGUUACAAGGAAUAAAUGAUUCUAAUCUUUGUUAA